Molecule: messenger RNA, 1587 nt
Organism: Candida tropicalis MYA-3404
Lineage: Eukaryota; Fungi; Ascomycota; Pichiomycetes; Serinales; Debaryomycetaceae
Exons: 1
Coding region: 1-1587 (528 amino acids)
Source: RefSeq, a predicted model, not a curated record
AUGAGACUACCAAAGUUACCAAAGAAAGCUGAAUCCAAAAAGGUUGCGGCACCAACAACUUCUAUUGAAUUCUUAGAACAAGGUUCAGUAGAUGAAGAAUCCGGGGAUAGAUGGUUAGGUUCAGAUCUUGCCAAAAGUUUACGAUUCUUUGACAAGGCAUUUGUCAAUUAUGUCAAAGCUGCUCAAUUAGAUAGUACUUUAAGUGACGCAUAUUACAAUUCUGCUAGAUUAUUAUUGCAUGUUUAUCAAAUUGUGAAGAAAGUACCACAUAAUCAUGAUGUAUUUACCGAAAAUGGUCCAUUAUCAGUGGUUCAAACCAUUGAUCAGAUUAUUAGUGUUUAUGAAGAAGCUUUGAAUGUUUGUAGACAACUGGGAGGAAUUCUGAAUGAUUUAUUGUAUAAUUAUGCAAUUGUAUACCUUGAGUGGUUAGAGUUGCAACUGGAAAACGAAAAUGUCGAUUUUGGAAGAUUGGUCGAAGUUUACAAGAUGAUACUGGAAGUGUUUCAGAAGUUAUUGGUCCAACAAACCGAAGAUCUACAAAAGUUUGUGCAAGAUUUGGCAAGUAUUGAUAGUGAAUCUGGAAGUAUCAAUACUAAUAAUUCUAGUAAUAAUAUCAACAACAACAACAACAACAACAAUGAGACAACGCAGGAAGAGUUAGUGAGUGAAGAAGUGAUUCAACCUACUGAUUUGUUUGAAACCUUAUUGUCUUCAUACAAGUUGGUUCAAUAUAUGUAUGAGAAUGCUACUUCAAAUAGUAUUAUUCCUUCCAUUAAUACAUUAGUUGCACCUUUGCUUGAGUUGAAUGAUCAAAUUUCCCAAUUGUUGAUUGAAAAAUUUAGUGAAAUGACACAUGUGACAGAUAUGGUUAGUAACAUCAGCAUGCAUGAUAUCAACGAAUUGAAGUUGAUUAAAUUAACCAUUGUUGCAUUAACAGAAACAGAUAUAAUGGAAGUGGUGGAGUUGUGGAGAAAUGAUGAAGAAAUAUCUGCGGAUGUACCUGAGAAAUUCAUGGUUGCAUCUGAUAAUUUACAAAGUUUAUUGGAUAGAAAUGAUAUAAACUUGGAAACUAUAAACGGUGAUAGUUCUGAAGUCAACAAGGAAAAUUUUUGGAAGAUUUUGACAUUCCAAAACAGUUUGUUGAAGAAAGCACAAGAAUUGGUUAAUAAUAAAAUGCAAGAACAAAAGAAGAAUAAUUUACAACUGGAAGAUUUAGGAAGUUUGAUUGCUCAAUUAAGUGAGAUUAUAAUUGCUAGAGCCGAUAUAGAAUUACAAAGAAGUACAAUGAAAGACUACCCACCUUCUGUGGAUAACAACGAGAUUUUAUUUAAUAAUGCUAAAAAUUUGUUGCGAAAUGCUAUGAAUAUUUCUAACCUAAAUGGUGGUUUGAGAGAAAGAAUGGUUGAGAAGAUAGCACGUGAACAAGCUAAAUUAGAAUCUGUAUUUAGAUUAUGUUUAUUGGAAGAUAAGAAAACCGUUGAUGACUUGGAUAGAAUAAUGACAAGAAAGAGAUGGACUGAAGAGUUACCUAACUUGAAGAAGUUAGGUAUUUAUGAUAAUUUUGGAAUCAAUGACAUUAAAUUAUAG